Molecule: messenger RNA, 2606 nt
Organism: Aethina tumida (small hive beetle)
Lineage: Eukaryota; Metazoa; Arthropoda; Insecta; Coleoptera; Nitidulidae
Gene: eIF4A
Product: eukaryotic initiation factor 4A-I
Exons: 4
Coding region: 136-1395 (419 amino acids)
Molecular function (GO): ATP binding; RNA helicase activity; RNA binding
Source: RefSeq, a predicted model, not a curated record
AUAUUUGCAUGCAACAUUUCAGUUUGUAAACAAGCAUCCAGAGGUUAUUUCAUUUGAAGUUUACCUCGCGUAGGAAUAUAACACCUUGCAGCCGACAUUAGCAGUCUUUUCCGUUUAGCAAACGCGGAGUGAAUCAUGUCCGUACCCAGUACAAGGAAUGAAGAGUGGGAAAAAAAUGGCCCGGCUUCAGACAUCGACUCAAAACCCUACGAGGGCACAGUUCGAAUGGACCCUGAUGGUGUCAUUGACUCGAACUGGGAAGAAGUUGUGGACAACUUUGAUGACAUGAGCUUAAAAGAAGAAUUAUUGAGAGGUAUCUACGCUUAUGGUUUCGAGAAGCCCUCUGCUAUUCAGCAAAGAGCCAUCAUUCCAUGCAUCAAGGGUCACGAUGUGAUUGCCCAGGCACAGUCAGGUACUGGCAAAACUGCAACCUUCUCUAUCUCAAUCUUGCAACAAAUCGACACCAAUCUCCGCGAGUGUCAAGCCUUGAUUUUGGCCCCAACCAGAGAAUUGGCCCAACAAAUCCAGAAGGUCGUAAUCGCCCUCGGUGAUUUCAUGUCAGCCCAGUGCCAUGCUUGCAUCGGUGGUACCAAUGUUAGAGAGGACAUGCGAAAAUUGGAAACUGGCGUCCAUGUGGUCGUUGGCACUCCCGGCAGAGUGUUCGACAUGAUUACGAGACACGCCCUCCGCACCACCCACAUCAAAAUGUUUGUUCUGGAUGAAGCCGAUGAGAUGUUGUCUCGAGGUUUCAAGGAACAGAUCCACGAUGUGUUCAGAACCCUUAACUCAGAAGUGCAGGUUAUUUUGUUGUCUGCCACAAUGCCACAAGAUGUCAUGGAAGUGACUCAAUCAUUCAUGAGAAAUCCAAUUAAGAUUUUGGUCAAAAAGGAGGAACUCACCCUUGAAGGUAUCAAACAAUUCUAUGUGUUUGUGGAAAAAGAAGAGUGGAAAUUGGAAACUUUGUGCGAUUUGUACGACACUCUCUCCAUCACCCAGGCCGUUAUUUUCUGUAACACGCGCCGCAAGGUCGACUGGCUCACCGAGAACAUGCACAAGCGGGACUUUACUGUUUCGGCGAUGCACGGAGAUAUGGAACAAAGGGAGCGUGACGUGAUCAUGAGGCAAUUCAGGACCGGAUCGUCCCGUGUCCUCAUCACCACAGAUUUGUUGGCCAGAGGUAUCGACGUCCAGCAGGUUUCGUUAGUUAUUAAUUAUGACUUGCCAUCCAACCGGGAGAAUUAUAUUCAUAGGAUUGGACGUGGCGGUCGAUUCGGUCGUAAAGGUGUAGCAAUAAACUUCGUGACGGAUGAUGACAAGCGCGCGCUAAGUGACAUUGAACAUUUUUAUAACACAAAGAUCGAGGAAAUGCCUAUGAAUGUUGCCGACCUGAUCUAAUAGAGCGUGGUGGGUGCGUGUGAGCCGGACGCUUCGAAGGCGUUCUCGACCUAGAGUUGGUGUGAGUAUUAAGAGUGCCACUGGUCUCCUAUCGGUGUCUUCUAAAUGCGAAUUCUGUGCGCCCAUUAAGUUACUUUAGGUUGGCGCCGCGUGAGUGUGUCGACUCACAAUACGUUAUCCAAAACAGCAAACAAAUUUAACCAUAAACUAUUCUGUGUGUAUUUUAUAUAUAAAUAUUUAUCAUUUUUUUUUUUUUACCAUAAUUUUGAUUCGGUUGGUUAACCCUCAUUAAUUAAUAUCUGUAUUUACGGCAUAGAUUUAGUUGUGUAUCCAAUAUUGUAGUUAGUGAUAUUUAUAAUUCAGGAGGCGUGUUACUGUUUGGAGGGCCGGAGCGGGCUCCAGGAAGGCCGGCCCUUUCUUUGGGGCCCCUUACGGCCGCCGCGAAAUGCCUCCCACCAGUACGUUCGUCUCUACAGGGGUUUAGUUGGAUUCUGGAAAGGUUAUUAUAUUUAUAAGAGGUCUCGAAGGAAAUUCCUCACUCCCUCUCCACCUAUUUUUAUUUACUACUUUUUUGACUUUUUUGACUUUUGUAUAUUUAAAUAUUAACUAAUAAAAAGUGGUAAAUUAUAAUAUUGACGGCUUUUUCUUUUAUAUAAAGUCUACUAGUGUGUGUGUGCGUCUAUUAUUUGAAGUAGAAGUUGAAGCAACAAGGCUAUUGUAAAGACUGAAACGUUUAUUCCUCCCGUCACUACAAAUUUUCACACCUCUCCAAGAACCCAAACCCUGUAUUGAGAACUGAGGUGAUUCAUACACAUUACACCACCAGUCACUUGCUGCGGAAACAUUGUAUGUUGAGAUGUUCAGAUGUUCAGACGUCACCUUGUCGUUCUUUGAUAUGUGGGGGUUCAGUUGGAAAGGUCAAUUUAGAACAAUUAGUUUUAGUUUAAUUUUGUUUUUCUCCGACUCGGAAGUUAAAUGAAUAAUUUUAGAUUUAUAUUAUUAUUUUUAUAAUAAAAUGAUGAAAUAACGAAAAAUGAAAAAGUUGUUUACGGUGUAAUGUAUAUGACCCACUAUAUAUGAGCUGCAUUGUCGGAUUUUAGUUUGACUUUGUUAUUAAUUUUCCAGGCAGCAUCAUACAAUUACAAUCAACUAUCAGCAAAUCUGUGGGCACCAUAAAAAUGAUGGAAAUAAAGAUCUUUAUUCCAUUUUAA